AUGCAUCAAAGUUUAUCACAAACAUUCAACUCCGAAAUUCCGUCAAGAAAGGAACACUUUCCUGAAAUAAUACAACAAAGUGCUAGUCCGACACCUCUUCGAAGUCUAAACUGUCUCACACAAAAGCAAGAUACUUUACUUAAUAAACCAAGCCACACUAUUACGCUUGGAAACUCGAUACUUUCCUUAGCAUGUUCUAAUGAAUAUCUUUUUAGCGGUUCUCAAGAACCUUCUAUUCAGGUAUGGGAUUUGGUUACGUUUCAACCGAAAGCUGUUUUAAAGGGACACGUGGGUGGUGUCUUAUGUUUAACUCUCUCAGCGGAUCAAACUAUGUUAUUUAGCUCAUCUGGUGAUAGCACGGUUCGGGUAUGGAGAGUUGAUACAUUAGAUGCUCUUUACGUUAUUCAACCGUGUUGCGAUGUUGGUGAUCUAUUUUCGGUGGUUUAUUCUGACGAAUUAGAUACAAUAUAUAUCGGUUGUCAAAACACUAGUAUACUGCGUUUCGAUUUAUCAACAAAAGAAAAUUAUCGAACAGUUUACCCCUCACGUUCAUGCAAUUAUUCUAAAUUUUUUGAUGCUAUUUCAUCGAAAUCAUGCGGAGUAGUUACGCCAAUCGAAGAAAAGGAAAUCGAUGCAAAGAUUUCCGCGUCACAAGAAAAUAUUCAAAGGUUCGAAGUUGAUGAUUGUAUGGUUUAUAUGAAUAGUCAUAACGGAUAUGUGUAUGCUUUAAUAUUGGGAAUGAAUAAAGAUGGAAGAAUCCUUAUAAGUGGAUCGGGAGAUGGAGAUGGAUCUAUGGAACUUUUAAGAGUACUCAAAGGUACAGAUGCUGGCAUUUUAACCUUUGCCAUGCAUGAUGAAUUAUUAUUUUGUGGUGCACAAGGCGGCGAUAUUAAAAUUUAUGAUUUGGAAACUUAUCAACAUAUUAGGUCACUUAUGGCUCAUGAUGAUGAUAUAUUAGCUUUGACUAUAGGAGAUAACAGUUUAUUUUCUGGAUCAGCCGAUGGAAUUAUCAAGAGAUGGAGUAAAACAUUUGAGAUAUCAAAUACUUAUAAGGAUCAUACUGGAAUUGUUUUAUCAUUAACUGUAUCUCCACCUAACCAUAAAUUAGGUAUAAAUAGAUCAUGGUUGAUUAGUGCUAAUGACCAGUUAAUCAAAUUUUGGGAUAUGGAAACAACGAACACUUAUUUGCUAGAAACGGCUGUUUCGGAAACUACAGAUGUUAUGAGAUAUGCUCUAUCUAAAUGGAUCUCGUUGAAAACGGUUAGCGGGAAACCAAAGUAUUUAGAAGAAUGUCUUAGAGGUGCUAAAUUUUUAAAGAGUAUAUUUGAGCAAUUAGGAGCCUUUUCAUCACUGAUACCAGUAGCAACAGGUCAAAAUCCAUUGGUUCUUGGUAAAUUUAAUGGAAUUAAUGAUGAACAACAACAAAAACGGUUAAAUGUACUAGUUUAUGGGCAUUAUGAUGUUAUUGAUGCGGAUGAAACCAAAUGGCUUACAAAUCCCUUCGAAAUGAUUGGCAAGGAUGGAUAUCUUUAUGGCAGAGGUACUACCGAUAAUAAGGGACCUAUGCUUGCAUCUAUAUUUGCCGUGAGUGAGUUACAGCAAGAGAAAAAACUUAGAGCAAAUGUAUCAUUUUUAAUUGAAGGUGAAGAAGAAAAUGGUAGUAUCGGAUUCCAUGAUGUUGUGGAAAAGUCCAAGCAUUUGAUUGGCGAAGCAGACGUUAUUCUAUUAAGUAAUUCUUAUUGGUUAGAUGAUGAGACGCCAUGUCUAACUUAUGGACUUCGAGGAGUAAUAGGUGCUACUGUUGAAAUUUUUAGCGAAAAUACGGAUUUGCAUUCUGGUAUGCAAGGAGGAGCAGUAUCAGAACCUUUAAAUGAUAUGAUUCGGAUACUUGCAAAACUUAUGUCAGACGAUAAUCGUAUCUUGAUUCCAGGAUUUUAUGAUAAUGUGAGGCCUGUUACGCCAUAUGAAGAGCGAUUAUAUGAAUAUAUUUUGAAAUCAAAAUCUAGAUCUAAAUUAAAUAAUGCUAGUGAAGAGAGGAAUUGUAGUUCAAAACCGGGCGAAACAAAAGAAUCAUUAAUGUCAAAAUGGAGGUAUCCAUCAUUUACAAUACAUAAGAUUGAUGUUAGUGGACCAGAUAAUGUUACAGUGAUACCAUGUAAAGCCAAGGCUAAUGUUAGUAUGCGUAUUGUACCUGAUCAAGAUAUUAAUGAAAUUGUGAAAAGUUUUGAAGAUUUUAUUAAAAAAGUUUUUGAUGAAUUAAAAACCGAAAAUAAAAUUAGUGUCUCCAUUAAUAAUUUGGCAGAUUGGUGGUUAGGAGAUCCCGAAAAUCAAUAUUUCAAAGCUGCGGAACAAGCAAUAGAACAAGAAUAUGGAAUCAAACCAUUAUAUAUAAGAGAAGGUGGUUCUAUACCGGCUGUUAGGUGUUUAGGAAAAAUGUUUAAUGCCAAAGCAAUCCAUUUACCAAUAGGACAAUCUACGGAUCAAGCUCAUCUAAAUAACGAAAGAAUAAGUUUACAAAAUUUAUAUGCCGGUAAAAGGAUAUUUAAAAAUUUAUUUAAUAAAUUAAGUGAAAAUUGA
This is a messenger RNA of Funneliformis geosporum, 2577 nucleotides long. Lineage: Eukaryota; Fungi; Glomeromycota; Glomeromycetes; Glomerales; Glomeraceae. The record is from the annotation of a GenBank genome assembly.